UCUGAAGGGGAAAUGGGCACCAUAGGACAUAAACACUAUCUGAUUGAAUGCUUGCAACCGGUGUGCCAGAUUUUCUCAUUCCGAGACUGCAAAACUGUUCCGGAUCCAGUAUUGGACCUCCCGACCUCACGUGGGACCUCGACCGCGAUCGUGAUAGACAAUGGCUCCUUCCAAACGAGGGCUGACUGGGCGACGGCGGACUUGGACGCUCCGCGACUGCUCUUCAGGUCCGUGGCGGCGCGCAGCAGAGGGGCCGCCCGCAGCGAGACCCAGAUUGGCAACGACAUCCCCAACCUGGAGCCUCUGCGGUGGCUGCUCAAAAGCCAGUUCGACCGGGAUGUGGUGGUGAACUUUGAGAUCCAAGAGCUGAUUUUCGACCAUGUGUUUAGUCACCUGGGCAUCACCUCGGAGGGCCGUGUGGAGCAUCCCAUCGUGCUGACCGAAGCGGCAUGCAACCCUUUGCACUGCCGCCAGAUGAUGUCAGAGUUGCUGUUCGAGUGCUACGGCGUCCCUCAUGUUUCUUACGGCGUGGAUGCCCUGUACAGUUUCCAUCACGACAGCAAACAGAGGAACCCGCGGCCUCCACAGACAGGCAUCGUUUUGUCCUCGGGGUACCAUUGCUCACACAUCCUGCCUGUUAUCGAGGGAAGGUUAGAUGCAGUGAACUGCAAGCGAGUGAAUGUGGCUGGAGGCCAGGCGGCAACUUACCUGCAGAGGCUGCUGCAGCUCAAAUACCCUGGUCACCUGGCCGCCAUCACACUCAGCCGCAUGGAGGAGCUCCUGCACGAGCACAGCUACACUGCUGUGGACUAUCAAGAAGAGCUAGAAAAGUGGCGCAGCCCUGAGUUCUAUGAGCGUGAGGUCCACAGGAUGCAGCUUACCUUCUCGGGUAAGUUGCCUGGCGGCUGUGUGAGUGCUGAGGAGAGGCAAGAGAGGCGAGCUCAGCAGCUGAGGCGUCUUCAGGAGAUCAAUGCUCGGCGACGCGGCGAGAAACUGCAGCAGGACCAAGAAAGACUGGACAGACUGAUGGCGGUGCAGGAGCUGCUGGAGGACGGCCUGUUGGAUCAGUUCCACAAGAGUCUGGUGGAGCUCAACAUGGACUCGGCCGAGGAGCUCCAGUCAUACAUCAACAAACUCCAGCAGGCCGUGGAGCAGGGCAGACACAAGCUGCUGCACAGCGACGCCACGGAGGGAAAGACAGAAGUGUCAGAGCUGGAGCAGCCUAUGGAGGAAGGCGAAGGCAUGGCCAUAAUGUAUCCGGACUUCCCAGAGGACGCCCUGCCGGAAAAACCUCUUAAUGUAGUCCAGCCGGCCUUCAAUAUGGCGGAAUACCACCAACUGUUUGUGGGCACGGAGCGCCUGCGCUGCCCGGAGAUCCUCUUCCAGCCCUCGCUGACUGGCGAGGACCAGAUGGGACUGAUGGAAACGCUUCAGUACGUGUUGGCCAUGUACACUCCAGAGCAGCAGGAGGCACUGGUCAGCAACGUGUUCCUGACAGGAGGCAACAUGCAGUAUCCUGGCAUGAAGGAGAGAAUGGAGAGAGAGUUGCUGGCCAUAAGACCCUUUCAGUCGCACUUUAAGGUGACAAUGGCGUCACGGCCAGCCGUGGACGCCUGGUUAGGGGCCAGAGACUGGGCCCUGGAGCACUCCCCUAAUGGUGGAGAGGAGGGCUGGAUCAGCCGGCAAGACUAUGAGGAGAAAGGGGGCGAGUAUCUCAGCGAGCACUGCGCCUCCAACAUCUUCAUCCCAAUGAAGGUCAACAAAAAUGGUCCCGCUCGGCCGGCCGAAGUUCCCGUCACCAUAGUUACAUCAGCUCUGACAGCCUCUUCUUCUGCAGCUGAUGUUGCCAUGGUUACGUCCUAAACUUACAUGUGAUGAGUGUCGUUAGUUUGAGUGCAGGGUUGUACCACCACUGCUUCAAUAGAAGCGUAUUUGGCAGCUCAGCCAAAAUGGCCAUCAUGUGAUCUCUCCCAGCCAAUCAGCAAAGAGAGGUGGAUGUACAGUGUUGCUCAUUUACUAUUUCCAAGCUCUUGUUUGUACAUUUGUAAAUAUACUUUUUACUGUUCAUUUACAAGUUCACGUUGUGUUUUUACAAAAAAGAUGAUCAGACGAUCUGCAGUACAACGCUUUCACCACUAGAUGUCAAAAAUGUACACUGAAUGUCAUCAGAGCACAGUCACUCUUACACUUAGAUUUCAUGAGAAGACACUUUCAACACCAAUUUAAACUGCAAAAAUGUAUAGUUAAGUUUGCCAUGUAACUAAUAUUUAUAGUUAGAAAUUGACAAAAUGGUAAACAGCCUUUUCACAAGAACAAAUAUGUGUGGCCACAGUAGAAAAAGGUAUUGGGGAACAUAAAUUAACAUUGUUGUAUACAUGUAUGUAAUACUGUAUUGUGUGUGUAUAUAUAUCUGUGUAUGUUUAUCUGUGUGUGUGUGUGUGUGUGCGUAUACAGUGGUGUGCGAAAGUGUUUGCCCCCUUCCUGAUUUCUUAUUUGUUUGCAUGUUUGUCACACUUAAAUGUUUCAGAUCAUCAAACAAUUUAAAUAUUAGUCAAUGUCAACACAACUGAACACAAAAUACACUUUUUAAAUGAAACUUUUUAUUGUUAAGGGAAAAAAAAAUCCUGUGUGAAAAAGUGAUUGCCCCCUAAACCUAAUAAUUGGUUGGGCCACAACAAGCAACAACUGCAAUCAAGCAUUUGCAGUGAGUCUCUUACAGCGCUGUGGAGGAAUUUUGUCCCACUCAUCUUUGCAGAAUUGUGUAAUUCAGCUACAUUGGAGGGUUUUUGAGCAUGAAGAGUCUUUUUAAGGUCAUGCCACAGCAUCUCAAUAGGGUUCAGGUCAGGACUUUUGACUAGGCCACUCCAAAGUCUUCAUUUUGUUUUUCUUCAGCCAUUCAGAGGUGGACUUGCUGGUGUGUUUUGGAUCAUUGUCCUGCUGCAGAACCCAAGUUUGCUUUAUCUUGAGGUCACCAAUAGAUGGCCGGACAUUCUCCCUCAGGAUUUUUUGGUAGACAGCAGAAUUCAUGGUUCCAUUUAUCACAGCAGGUCUUCCAGGUCUUGAAGCAGCAAAAAACGCCUCAUACCGUCACACUACCACCACCAUAUUUUACUGUUGGUAUUAUGUUCUUUUUCUGAAAUGCAGCAUUACUUUUACGGCAGAUGUAAUGGGACACACAUCUUCCAAAAAUGUCAACUUUUGUCUCGUAAGACCACAGAGUAUUUUCCAAAAGGUCUUGGGGAUCAUCAAGAUGUUUUCUGGCAAAACGGAGAUGAGCCUUAAUGUUCAUUUUUGUUCAGCAGUGGUUUUCAUCUUGGAACUCUGCCAUGCAAGCCAUUUUUGUCCAGCGUCUUUCUUAUGGUGCAGUCAUGGACACUGACCUUCACUGAGGCAGGUGAGGCUUGCAUUUAUUUGGAUGUUGUUGUGGGGUCUUUUGUGACCUCUUGGAUGAGUGGUCACUGUGUUCUUGGGGUCAUUUUGGUUGGCCGGCCACUCCUGGGAAGGCUCACCACUUUCCUAUGUUUUCACCAUUUGUGGAUAAUGGCUCCCACUGUGGACUUAAAAUGACAUGUUAAAUAGCCAUCACAACACAAACACAACUUUAGCUUCCAGUAAGGUGCUAAAAAACUCAACAUAAAUCAUUUCAGCACAGUUUAAAAAAAUGUUUUUCCAAGGACAGGAUGAAAACUUUGAACAUGCCCAGUCAGAGCCCAGACCUAAAUCCAACAGUGAGCAAGGAGAUUAAAAUACUGCAUUUGUAAUACAGUAUAUUUAUUUUAUUGUAAUUCAUAUUGUAUAUUUGACCUUGUAUUGUUUGUUUUUACUCUCUUUAUGGUCACUGUGAGCAUCACAGGCACUUAAAUUACAAUGAGUACUACUGUAAUAUUAUACAUGAAAUGGUAAAUAACUUUACAAAUAAAUUAUUUUUCAACCGAGUUUCUUUUUAUGUAUAUUUUUUCUUUUAAAAAGAUACAGCAAUCAAUGAAACAGAAGUGCAAUUAAGUA
Dunckerocampus dactyliophorus (ringed pipefish) is the source of this 4005-nucleotide messenger RNA. RefSeq names its product actin related protein 5 (gene actr5). Lineage: Eukaryota; Metazoa; Chordata; Actinopteri; Syngnathiformes; Syngnathidae. Bases 13 to 1863 code for a protein of 616 amino acids. Gene Ontology annotation, biological process: regulation of DNA-templated transcription. Gene Ontology annotation, cellular component: cytoplasm; Ino80 complex. The transcript has 11 exons. The record is from RefSeq and is a predicted model, not a curated record.